This is a messenger RNA of Chionomys nivalis (European snow vole), 614 nucleotides long. Its product is annotated as 40S ribosomal protein S7-like. Gene Ontology annotation, molecular function: structural constituent of ribosome. The record is from RefSeq and is a predicted model, not a curated record. Gene Ontology annotation, biological process: translation; ribosomal small subunit biogenesis; rRNA processing. NCBI's taxonomy places the organism in Eukaryota, Metazoa, Chordata, Mammalia, Rodentia, Cricetidae. Gene Ontology annotation, cellular component: small-subunit processome; cytosolic small ribosomal subunit; ribosome. The transcript has a single exon. Bases 1 to 585 code for a protein of 194 amino acids.
AUGUUCAGCUCGAGCGCCAAGAUCGUCAAGCCCAAUGGCGAGAAGCCGGACAAGUUCGAGUCCGGCAUCUCUCAGGCGCUGCUCGAGCUGGAGAUGAACUCAGAUCUCAAGGCGCAGCUGCGGGAGCUCAACAUCACUGCGGCCAAGGAAAUUGAAGUUGGUGGUGGCCGGAAAGCCAUCAUAAUUUUUGUACCAGUUCCUCAGCUGAAAUCCUUCCAAAAAAUCCAAGUCCGGCUGGUUCGUGAAUUGGAGAAAAAGUUCAGCGGGAAACACGUAGUCUUCAUUGCUCAGAGGAGGAUUCUGCCCAAGCCAACUCGGAAAAGCCGAACGGAAAAUAAGCAGAAGCGCCCCAGAAGCCGCACGCUCACCGCAGUGCACGACGCUAUCCUUGAGGACUUGGUCUUCCAGAGUGAGAUUGUGGGCAAGAGGAUCCGUGUGAAACUGGACGGCAGCCGGCUCAUAAAGGUUCAUUUAGACAAAGCACAGCAGAACAACGUGGAGCACAAGGUGGAAACUUUUUCUGGUGUGUAUAAGAAGCUCACGGGCAAGGAUGUUAAUUUUAAAUUCCCAGAGUUUCAGUUGUAAAGAAAAUGACUGAAUAAAGUGUCAUUCGU